This is a messenger RNA of Gigantopelta aegis, 2024 nucleotides long. RefSeq lists its product as uncharacterized. Bases 262 to 1668 code for a protein of 468 amino acids. The record is from RefSeq and is a predicted model, not a curated record. Lineage: Eukaryota; Metazoa; Mollusca; Gastropoda; Neomphalida; Peltospiridae. The transcript is spliced from 3 exons.
UUGCGUGCAGAAAGAAAAUAAAGCACUGCACUUCGUGGCGUUUAGAACACUUGGGUCGUAGGAUUUUAGCACCGCAGUAAUUAACUAGUCCAGUAAACAGGGCUAUACUGAAGUGUUAUAUUUCACGAACACGAAUGUAAUCGGCGUUUUCAUAACCGAACAUGGUGACAUUUACCUCUGAGAAUUUAUCGGCGACCGGUUGCCACUUCCUUACAAACCAAAUCUGAGACUUCAGCAGUAUAGCCUUAAGUCGAGCUGACGAUGUUACUUAACCAUCCGCCUCCAGACGCUGAACACCACAUGCCAACAAUUCUGUAUAGAAAAGAAAACCGACCAUCGGUAGUCGCAAAAGACAAGAAGAUGAGACGUGACCAUCAUGUCUACUGCGAAAGGAACCUUCUUGAAAACAACUUAUGUGUCAGGUUAAAAAAGCCUUACAGCGCCAUCAGCCGAGAUGUGGAAAGUAGGGAAGCAAAAGAGAUUUUCCAUUUGACAAACAUCGACGACGAAAUAAAACCCACACGUCACAAGCACACGAAGAGACAAAAAAGCACCGACACGGAUAUGGCUGUUAAUGCUCGCGAACGUCUCGUUAGUUGGGCAGCAGAUGCCGAGGCACGUCUACCCGAUAUUCAGCAAUCUCAUGGUCAUCCUGAAGUCUCUGUUCCAAGGGAGACGGUGGAAUACACUCCAAAGAAAGACAUGAUACCAUACGCUCUGAAGCCAAGAGAAGAGAGUUUUCCCAAGUUAGAUGCUCUCGGUAUGCAAUGGAUAUCGUCCAGCAGCGUCAAGAUGAUGAAGCUGAAUGGGGUUUUCCAGCCGGUAAACAAAUACGAGAAACCACGACAGAACCACAGUUCUUGUGAGCUGCCACUAUCAAAAACAAUUCACGAAUACGAAACACUGCUGUUGCCCGUUAAAGAAAAGACAUUUACAAAGUCCAGUAACCGACACGGCAAUGCAGAUUCUAGACAAAAAGGAGGAAUGCGCGUUUCUUGGACCGGCAACAUCAGCCGCCAGCAAACGGACAUCUCUACUAAAAGCCAGAACCGGAAAAAAGCGGUCAAAUCAGGAGCUAGCCAGGACCAUAAAGAAGCAGACGGCUUUGGAAGCAUUCUAGAUCAAAAGAGUGAAGACAUCGCUGGAAGCAACCUAGAACACAACCAAACGGAAGACGCCUCUGGAAAGAGUACUUUUCUCUGUAACCGGACACGCGCAGUGACAGCCAAAUCCUCUUUCAGUGACAAAGCAGAUUCUUUGUGUUGCCCGUUCAAAAAGCCAACGUAUCAUUCUGGAAAAACUAGAGUAAAGACUGUUGGAGUGAAAUGGGCGAUCCCCAGGCGAGGAGGUGUUGGUGGGGGCGUUAAGCGACUGUUCACGCAGAGCGCCCCACUGUCACGCUGCACGUCCAAGGACCUGCAUCCCGUUACCACGGCGAUGAACAGGGAAGGUACGUCGCUGGAGAAAACCAGAGGGAAGGUGAUUACGUCUUCGUGUUCGUACAAUACGCAUGAUUACUGGAUGGAAACGUUGAAAUCGCUGAAGAGUCCUUCGUUCGGUUUAGAAUCCAAUCUUCGAGGUCUGAUGAUUGACACGGCGCGUGACCUUUACGUUCCAGGUUUUGAUUCUAUGUAUGUCAUGGUGGGAGAGUCGUCGCCGUCGUUGUAGUUUAUCAUGAUACACUAAAAUUAUCAUAUGGUAGAAGAAACACACUGCCCUCAUUUAAUAGUGUUUACAGUGAAUUGGACUAAAAUAGCCAAUUACUGUAGAAGAAAUCCACAGCCUUCGUUAAAAUGUAACAGUUUUCACUGAAUUGGACUAAAAUGCCUAAUUACGUUGUAUGGGGGGAUCCUGCGUGGAUUUUUGUUUCGUUGGUUUAUGUUUGUUUCUAACACUGUUGCAAACAUCUGUUUAGCAAUUAAUUUAAUUUAAUUUAAUUUAUUAUCAUUGUAUUAAUAAAUGCAUGUAAACGUUUAUAUGUAUUUCUAAUUAAAUUCACGGUUAAUAAAUGUUUCUACUACACG